Silurus meridionalis is the source of this 5403-nucleotide messenger RNA. RefSeq lists its product as uncharacterized. The record is from RefSeq and is a predicted model, not a curated record. Gene Ontology annotation, cellular component: cytosol; Golgi apparatus. Bases 456 to 3023 code for a protein of 855 amino acids. NCBI's taxonomy places the organism in Eukaryota, Metazoa, Chordata, Actinopteri, Siluriformes, Siluridae. The transcript is spliced from 10 exons. Gene Ontology annotation, molecular function: cytoskeletal adaptor activity; dynein complex binding; dynactin binding. Gene Ontology annotation, biological process: regulation of microtubule cytoskeleton organization; protein localization to organelle; microtubule anchoring at microtubule organizing center.
CCUAGCGAGCUAAUCCUCUGACUGACUGUUUCAUAUUCAUUUGUCGGUUUUUUAGCUGCUAAUUCGCAGUAGCGCGUGUAAACACUUCAUCUUAGCCGAGUGAGAACUCAUUAGAGAGCUCGCGUGCUAAUGCUACCACCUGCCUGGAUGUGUCCUGAUUAGCCUCCACGCUAGCAGAGAGUCGGCAAUGUGACACGGUUAACACCCAGAUGAUGCCCGAGGAUUUUAUUAUUAUUUUUUUACCACCACAGGAUCUUUUUAUCCCUUUACAGUCAAUAUAUGAAUAUUCUCUUUGUGUAGCUUUUCCCCCAUGAAGAUUCCAACAUCCAUUUCUGUGCUGCAAAUAAUAGAGGAUUUUUCAAUAGAAAAAUGUGUUAAUCCUCAGGCGUAUGGCAGGGAUAUGAGAGGACAGGCGUGAGUGGCGUGUCCCGGAGUGUCGUGUGAGGAGGAAGAGGAUGCUGGAGGAGGACAUGGACGCGACAGGAGGAGCGAGCCUCGAGGCCGAGGUGGAGCGUCUCUCUGCCGAGCUCCAGGAGGCCAAUGAGGAGAAGCACCAGGCGGCGCGGUACGGUCUGGCCGUGCUAGAGGAGAGCGCCGCUCUCAAGUCCAAACACAGCCAGCUGGAAGAGGAGCACGAGGCCCUCAAACUGGAGGUGCAGCAUCUCCGUGAGGCGCUGGCCGACUCUGUGAGCAGCCAUAAGCGCGCAAAAGCAGAUGGACAGUGUCGGGAGGAGAAUCUGCUACAGGAGACGGCCAGUAAGGAGGCUGCCAUGGCAACGCGGAUGGAGGAGUUGCAGUCGGAGCUAAAGCAGGCCCGAACGACGCUGACCAACAGCACGGCUGAGAUUGAAAGGUUGAGCGGGCUCACCACUCAGCUAAAGAAGGAGUGUGAUGGUUUGGAGGCUGAGAAGGCUUGUGUCAGGGAGGAGUUGAAGGAAUUUAAAGUUCGUGAAUUGCAGCAGCUUCAGGACAACACUGAACUGGAGGAAGAGAACAUUUCCCUGCAGAAGCAAGUCUCUGUGCUCAAAGAGAACCAGGUGGAGUUUGAGGCGCUGAAGGUAGAACUUUCGCAGAAGGAUGAGGAACAGGAGCUCCUUCGGGGACAAAUGGAGGAGGCCGGCCGGCUGCGCGAGAUUGCUGAGAGGCAGCUCGAAGAAGCCCUUGAGGCCCUGAAGGAUGAGCGUGAGCAGAAGAACAGUUUGAAGCGCGAGCUAGCUGCUCGCACGGUCAACCCGUUUGACUCCGUGGUGCACCUGGACCUGCAGCUGGAUGAUAGCUUGGACGGCGAUAGGGCUGCAGAUGAGAAUGAGCAUGGAGAUAAAGAGGAUGAAGAGCAGGACAGUGGCUACAACCACUCAAAAGGAAGCGAGAAGCAGCGCUGCUCUACACCCAGGGGCAGAGAAGUGUUCCUGCGGCCUCCUGCACCAGGGCUGGUGGCUGACCUGCUGAGUGAACUCCAUCUGUCCGACACACAGAAGCUCAAACAGCAGCUGCUGCAGGUGGAAAGGGAGAAAGCAGCUUUGGCCAGUUCAGUCCAGGACCUCCAGGAGUCACUGGCCCAGUCUAAAGUGGCAUUAGAUGAGCAUAAAGUGAAGGUGGAGCAGCUCUCUCAGCGUCUGGAGGUCCUGCAGGGUUGUUCCUCUUCUUCCACCGCUCAGUCUGGGACUAAAACUCAAGAGCAGAAUGGAAAUAGUGAGCAGGUGAAUGACGAAGAUCUGGAGCUGGAUGCUAAGAGUGCAGGGGUGCUCGAGAAGCGCAUGCGUGCGGCCAACGCUGAGCUCAUGAAGCUGCGUGACGAGCUGAAGGAGGCCGGUGAACACUGCCGGGCGCUAGAAGAGCGCCACCUGCAGGAGAAGGAACGCUGGAGGGCAGAGGCGCAGGAGCUGGCUGACAAGAUCCGUCAGUGCAUUGCCUCCAGCCGUCAUGACCAGGAGCGCAUCGGGCAGUUGGAGCUUGAGAUCGGGGCCACACGCCGCGUCGCCACCGACUCCGAAUGCAACCUGAGCGCCACGCAAGAGGAGCUGCUGGCCUUCUCUGAAGAGCUUGCCAAUCUCUACCACCACGUCUGCAUGUGCAACAACCUCACACCGCGGCGCGUCACGCUGGACUACUAUCGAGAUGGAGCACGAGGCGGGAGAAGGCACCACCAUGGUUCGUUCCGGAAGCAGAGGAGGUCAGGAGAGGCAUUGGGAAAGGGAGCGCAUAGCGCAGAGCUGGACAUCACAGCAGCGAAUGGAGAUGCCUCUGCAAACUGUGGAAGCAGCCCCAGCUCUCCAACACUAGACUUCAGGGACCCCACUAAUGUGCGCAACCUGGUGGCUGUUAUUCGCUGCCAGAUUAAACACCUCCAGGUGGCUGUUGACCUGUGCCGACAGCGUGGUGCCUUACCCUCCUCUGCAUUAGGGGGCAGCACUGAAUCUGACCGUGAAGCUCUGCUCGAGGAGGUGCUGAAGCUCAAGUCUCUUCUUAGCACCAAGAGAGAGCAGAUCGCCACACUCAGGACUGUCCUAAAGGCAAAUAAACAGACUGCCGAGUUGGCUCUAAGCAACCUUAAGACCAAGUACGAGACCGAGAAGACUGUGGUGUCCGAGACCAUGCUAAAACUGCGAAACGAGCUCAAGGCCCUGAAGGAGGAUGCUGCUACUUUCUCCUCUCUGCGGGUCAUGUUUGCAAGCAGAUGUGACCAGUAUGUUACACAGUUAGAUGAGAUGCAGAGGCAGCUUGCGGCAGCAGAGGACGAAAAGAAGACCCUCAAUUCACUCCUGCGCAUGGCCAUCCAACAGAAGCUAGCUCUAACUCAGCGGCUGGAGGACCUGGAGGCUCCACUGCAUGUAAACAGUAACGGAGGAAGCCCACGUCGCUCCCGUGCCAAGCAGCUGGCCACCAAAUCAGGAAGAGCGCCUCGGAGCCCCAUGAGAAGCAGCCCACGUGCCAGCCCCGUGUUGGUCUCGUCAUCAGGCCCUCAGAAUGCAAGCGGCCAUCUGAGGAUGCUGUCGCGCAGCCUUCACGGCAGCCCUCGGUGAAUGCUCCAUUCUUCCUGUCCUGCUCCAGUGUCCGUGGAUCGCGUUCAUGCCCAGCUCAGAACUUCCCUUAACCCUCCAGAUCCGACCUGACAUCCACUUCAUCCCACACCAAACCACAUCUGGCUCCUUUUGUGCUUACUCUCGUCUCAUCUAUCUUUCCUUUUCCGUCUUCUUGUUUGUUUGUGUCCUCUACCUCACUUCUCCUGUCUCUCCUGUCUCUCACUGUCUGGCUGACUCGCUGUAAUGUUUGAGGAACUGAAAGCUCACUGGAUUCCCAUCUCAUUUCACAAUGAGCUUUCUGAGGGACGGCAAGGUAUGAAACUUGCUUUCACUCUCAUGGACAUUGUUACGCACCAAACCCACCCCCGAAAGACCAACGUGUGUGUGUGUAUGCACAUUUUUUGUUUGUUUUUGUAAAUAUAUGGGUAAUGUAUGAAGGAAAUUAGAGCCUGCUUCAUUGUACAUUGGUUCACUACCAAGAAUGACUGACAGUAUUAGUGUACAGCUUAAGGCAUGUUCUGAAGGAUUUUCCUUUUUUUUUUUCUGCCUAACGUUUAAUUUCCUACUGGGUUUUAAUGCACUGCUCCCUAAGCUUUGUUCCUCAGACUUCUGUAGGCUUGAACAUCUUAAUUGAAAAAACAGACAUUAAUAGGAAAAACCUUUAAUCUGCAGCACUGUAUAGUAGGGGUGUUACAGUUUCAUAGUAUGAAAUGACUUUCUAUUACCAUCCACCGCUUUGUGUUUUUCUAUUUUAUUUAAUUUUUUAUCAAUUUCAAGUGGUUUUCAUCAGUUUAUGUGUCUUAGACAUGGGCUGCACUGAAAACCUUUUGGCUGUGUAAUUUGCUACUGCUGUAUCCAUGUGUCAGUGCUACCUCUGCUGAUUACUGUUGGAGUAUUCCAAACUUUAUAAUACACGACACACAGAAGAACACAGCAUUGCUGACCAGAGCUAAGCUAAAUAACUCUCUUCGCCUUUCCACACAUCCUCACUCUUUCAGCUUUUAAAAAUGGCCUGAUUAUACUAUAUAUUCUGACGGCGCAAGCGCUUUUAUGCAUAUCUUGUUCUCAAGUAUUUUUGGAAUUGUGAUUUGAUUAAGACUUUUAUAGAAAAACUUUCUUCAUGUCCUCGAUUUUCCGCACCAGCUCGUGUUGUUUUUUUUUUUUUUUUUUUAUGGUCAGUCGAUACAGAGAAACCGUGAUCGUUUUAGACGAUCAUACCAUGAACUGUACCACCCCUACUCAGCAUCAUAACGAGAUGUCUGGAGGUCUCGCUGCUAACUAGAGCAAGUGUUUAUUUAAAAAUAAAUAAAUAAAUAAAUAAAUAAAAGAAAAAAAAAAAGGACGGUCAGCAUUGUCCUGUCAGAUCUACUGCCAGUUUUGCGACCUUUCACACAGAGUUAAACCCAAAGCACUGUUACAUCAAAUACUACUCUCUGCUACAAAAACAAGCAAAACCAUGUGUAGUUCUUUAUUAUUUAUCGAAGCAAUAAGGCACUAGUGUUGAUGCUAAUGGAAACACAUCAUGGGAGAGAAACAGGAUCUGAUACAGUGCCUUAAUCAUAUGCAGAGUUCACCUGUUUUUAGGAAAUUCAGACUUUGUAGGUACUUGUACAUAAUGUAUUAUUUGUUCGAAUAGUGUUUUUGUUUUGUUUGUUUUGCUUUACUACUGAGUAGCCACAAAUCGUGCUAUUUCCCUUGAUUUCAGUCCUAAACUGGCAGGAACUGGUAGCAUAAACCCAUCGCUGUUCUUAUCAGAGCAGCGAUUCGCUUUCUAUAUGUAUAUAAGGUCCCUUGUGUUGUAGUCGAUCAGGAAAAAGCUGGUCAGCUGUAUUCCAGUGCAUGCUCAUAAACCAUGUUCCUGUAUGUAGGAUGGCUUUCACAGGCAGUGGUGCGAUUUAAAAUAAUGGAAUCGAGGAACAAAAAGUAGUUUGGGACGAAGCUUCCAGCUGAAGCAAAGCUCCAACUUUGUUUCAGCUGCAUUGACUUUUUUUCUUUUUUCUACAGUAAUAAUGUGUUUUAUGACCUCAAACCUGAUUCCGAUAUUUUUGCCCACACCACUGAACUUGGCUUGCAUUAUUCCUGUGUGGAUAAACAUUACCGUGGCUUAUAUAUGUUUGCUUUGUCACAAGUGGUAGUGAAAUCUCCAUCAAUCAUACAUUUUCCUGUUUAAAAGAAAAAAGACAAGACGUAACUUUGGUUACUUUUCAGUCUAGUGUUUGUGGUCUGAAAAUAGUUUUUGACUUCUAAAAUUCCCUCAGUCACAGUUUUAACUCCUGUUUUUAAUUUCCACUGUGCAUCCCGUUUUAACAAAAAAGGUGUAAUUUGAUUCGCACUGUUAUGUGAAAUGUGUAGUAAAAAAAAUAAAAGUAAAUUAAAUGUC